CAAUUAAUGGAUCGUUGACGAAUAUACUCCGGGGAGUCUACAGGUAUCCGGUAAUCGGCUUCGACUCCGUGUGGCGGCCCGAAAUUUCUUUGGCCUUUCUCUCAUCUCCGGUUUAUAUACGCGGGGAGGGAGCUUGACCCGAUUCUCUCAGUCGUCCGACACUAAAUCGCGUACGUUAUACCUACUUGCUUCGCCUUCAUCAUCAUCAUGUCCACACCGACCACCAGAUUUUGAGAAGAGGCGGCUUCUCCUGCUCCUUCUCCUUCAUAUACCUAAAUUCAUUUCAUUUCGCGUAUUUUACCCGAUGGCUGAUCGGAAAACUGAGGUCGAUAUUCUGUUUGCUGCUCUCAAGACUGCUAUUCGCCAGCCGCCUCCAGCUUUUAGUUGCAUUGACACUGAAGACACCGAAGAGGAGGUGGAGGAGGAGGAGGAAGAGGAGGAAGAUUAUGAUGAUGACGAUGAGUAUAUUAAGGACGAUAACGAUGAUGGGAAGGCGGAAUUGGCGUGCCCAUUUUGCUCGGAUGACUAUGAUAUCCUCGGAUUGUGCUGCCAUAUUGACAGUGAGCAUCGCGUGGAGACUAAAUCUGGGAUAUGUCCUCUCUGUCCUACAAAUGUGGGGAUUAACAUGGCUGCACAUGUGAUUUCACAACACGUGGAUCUGUUGAAGGCUCUUUCUAAAAAGAAGCUUCAGAAUAGACUGAAUACCAGAGCGCAUUCAAGCUUAUCCUUGUUGAGGAAAGAGUUACAGAAUUUAAAUUUGCAUCUUCACCUCAAGGAGUCUAGUCGGGCUGAUUCAUCCUCCAAUGCGGAUGCUGAUCGUUUGAUGCUUUCAUUUGUCAACAGUCCACAGUCUACUCACAGAGUUGAAACCUUGCAAGCUAAAAACUCAGCUCAAACAAGCUUACAUGGAAGAAGUGAGGAAAACAGUAUUUGUGAAAGAAGCACCCAAGCAUACCCAGUGGAUGAGGACCAAGCGGAGAAGGUCCGAAGGUGUGAUUUCGUGAGCGGGAUAUUGUUCUCGACCAUUUUGGAUGACUUUUUAUGAGUAGGACAAUGCUGUGCCUGCAGCAGUCUUUUACAUGCUAGCCGGGGAAGUCUUGAUGAAAGCUGUGCGCUAACUAGGCAGAUGAUUUAGCAACAAACAUUGCAAAUAACAUUGAAUCUGACAGGUAUUCAAUUAAACUAAAUGUAGUCGGCUGGAACUCAAGAAGUCCCCCAAGUCCUGUGCUGCCCUGCUCUGUUUUUGGCUGUAGCAGUGUCUGAAUGAAUGUAUAUGUGACUGAGAGAUGUACUCUAUUGUUAUAGGACAGACAUGAUUUGGACUUCAAACCAAAUUUACCUCGCACUUAUUAGAUCAAAUUUUAAUUUUUCAUAAAAAUCUUAGCUGAUGUUGCAAGUUAAGGUGCAGUUUCUGAUAUGUAGAAACAUUCCCAUUUCUAAUGAUGAGUAAUGGAAAUUGUGUUUUUCUAGCUUAA
Messenger RNA from Ipomoea nil (Japanese morning glory), 1475 nucleotides. RefSeq names its product protein DEHYDRATION-INDUCED 19 homolog 4-like. The transcript is spliced from 5 exons. The coding region runs from base 305 to 1045 and encodes 246 amino acids. The record is from RefSeq and is a predicted model, not a curated record. Lineage: Eukaryota; Viridiplantae; Streptophyta; Magnoliopsida; Solanales; Convolvulaceae.